AUGGCCUCUCGUUCUCACAGUCUUUGUCUUGCACUCAUGUUGUUUUUCACUAACAUUGCAGCUCAAUCACAACAAACCAAUGGAACAAACUUUUCAUGCCCAGCUGAUUCACCUCCUUCCUGUGAAACCUAUGUAACAUACAUUGCUCAGUCUCCUAAUUUCUUGAGUCUGACCAACAUAUCUAAUAUAUUUGAUACCAGCCCUUUAUCCAUUGCAAGAGCUAGUAACUUAGAGCAAGAGGAUGACAAGCUGAUUCCUGACCAAGUCUUACUGAUACCUGUAACUUGUGGUUGCACUGGAACCCUCUCUUAUGCCAAUAUCUCCUAUGAGAUCAAUCAAGGCGAUAGCUACUCCUUUGUUGCAACCACUUUAUACGAGAAUCUCACCAAUUGGCAUGCAGUGAUGGACUUAAACCCUGGUCUAAGUCCAAAUAUGUUGCCAGUAGGCGUCAAAGUAAUAGUUCCUUUAUUCUGCAGGUGCCCUUCAAAGAACCAGUUGGACAAAGGGAUACAGUACCUGAUUACCUACGUGUGGCAGCCCAAUGACAAUGUUUCCCUUGUAAGUGCCAAGUUUGGUGCAUCACUACAAAACAUAUUGACCGAAAACAACUAUGGUCAAAACUUCACUUCUGCAACCAACCUUCCAGUUUUGAUCCCAGUGACACACUUGCCAGAUCUUAUUCAACCUCAUUUGGAUGUAAAAAAGGGAAGCAUUCAUCUUUCAGUUAUACUUGGCAUUAGCCUGGGAUGCACAGUUUUAACUGUAGUUUUAAUGGUAUUACUGGUGUAUGUGUAUUGUUUGAAAAUGAAGAGUUUGAACAGGAGUGCUUCAUCAGCCGAGACUGCGGAUAAGCUACUUUCUGGUGUUUCAGGCUAUCUAAGGAAGCCAACUGUGUAUGAAAUUGAUGUGAUCAUAGAAGCUACCAUGAGCCUCAGUGAGCAGUGCAAGAUUGGUGAAUCAGUGUACAAGGCAAAUAUAAAAGAUCAGGUUUUGGCAGUAAAAAAAAUCAAGGAAGAUGCCUCGGAGGAGCUGAAAAUUCUGCAGAAGUUGAAUCAUGGAAAUCUGGUGAAAUUAAUGGGUGUUUCAUCAGACAAUGAUGGGAAUUGCUUUGUGGUUUAUGAAUAUGCUGAAAAUGGGUCUCUUGAUGACUGGCUAUUCUCCAAGUCUUCUUCAGACACAUCAAGCUCAAUGGCUUCCCUUACUUGGUGUCAAAGGAUAAGCAUAGCUGUGGAUGUUGCAAUGGGUCUACAAUACAUGCAUGAACAUGCUUAUCCAAGAAUAGUCCACAGGGACAUCACGAGUAGUAAUAUCCUUCUUGACUCAAACUUUAAGGCCAAGAUAGCUAAUUUUUCCAUGGCCAGAACUUUUACUAACCCAAUGAUGCCAAAAAUAGAUGUCUUUGCUUUUGGGGUGGUGCUAAUAGAGUUGCUUACAGGAAGGAAAGCCAUAACAACCAAAGAAAAUGGCGAGGUGGUUAUGCUGUGGAAGGACAUUUGGAAGAUCUUUGAUCAAGAAGAGAAUAGAGAGGAGAUGCUCAGAAAAUGGAUGGACCCUAAGUUAGAGAGCUUUUAUCCUAUAGAUUAUGCUCUCAGCUUGGCUUCCUUGGCAGUGAAUUGCACUGCAGAUAAGUCCUUGUCCAGACCAACAAUUGCAGAAAUUGUUCUUAGCCUCUCCCUUUUCACUCAGCCAUCUCCUGCUACAUUGGAGAGAUCAUUGACUUCUGGAUUAGAUGUAGAAGUUACUCAAAUUGUCACUUCCAUAGCUGCUCGUUGA
Molecule: messenger RNA, 1773 nt
Organism: Abrus precatorius (Indian licorice)
Lineage: Eukaryota; Viridiplantae; Streptophyta; Magnoliopsida; Fabales; Fabaceae
Product: serine/threonine receptor-like kinase NFP
Exons: 1
Coding region: 1-1773 (590 amino acids)
Biological process (GO): protein phosphorylation
Molecular function (GO): protein kinase activity; ATP binding
Source: RefSeq, a predicted model, not a curated record